UCGAGGGGCGUGGUCUCUGCCCGGACUGCACUCAAAUAGUGAAGGGCCGGAGCGACCAGGGAGAAGGAAGCCAGGCCGGACCCAGGACCCCAACCAACCCAACGGCUGCCAUGAGGCUCCUGAGCGUGGCUUUUUGGCUGGUCCUGGCCCUGCGUACUGUUCUCGGUGCAGUGGGGGUGCGGUGGUGCACCACCUCAGACCCGGAGCAGCAGAAAUGCGAGGACAUGAGCAAGGCCUUCCAGGGAGCCGGCAUCCAGCCCUCUCUCCUCUGUGUCCAGGGCACCUCAGCUGACCACUGCGUCCAGCUCAUCAAGGACCAAGAAGCUGAUGCCAUCACCCUGGAUGGAGGGGCCAUUUAUGAGGCAGGGAAGGAGCAUGGCUUGAAGCCAGUGGUGGGUGAACUAUAUGACCAAGACACUGGGACCUCCUAUUAUGCCGUGGCCGUGGUCAGAAGGAAUUCCAACGUGACCAUCGACACCCUGAAGGGUGUCAGGUCCUGCCACACGGGCAUCAACCGCACUGCGGGCUGGAACGUGCCUGUCGGCUACCUGGUGGAGAGCGGCCACCUCUCGGUGAUGGGCUGCGAUGUGCUCAAAGCCGUCGGCGAUUAUUUUGGAGGCAGCUGCGUCCCUGGAACAGGAGAGACCAACUACUCCCAGUCGCUCUGUCGCCUCUGCCGUGGUGACUCAUCUGGGCACAACGUGUGCGACAAGAGCCCCCUGGAGAAAUACUAUGACUACAGCGGAGCCUUCCGGUGCCUGGCGGAAGGAGCAGGUGACGUGGCCUUUGUGAAACACAGCACAGUUCUGGAGAACACGGACGGGAAAACCCUGCCCUCCUGGGGCAAGGAGCUGAUGUCUCAGGACUUCCAGCUACUGUGCAGAGAUGGCAGCCGGGCUGAGGUCACCGAGUGGAGACGGUGCCACCUGGCCCAGGUGCCUGCUCAUGCCGUGAUGGUCAGGGAUGACAUGGAUGGGGGCCUCGUAUUCCGGCUGCUCAAUGAAGGCCAGCUUCUCUUCAACCACGAGGACAGCAGCUUCCAGAUGUUCAGCUCCCAGGCCUACGGCCAGAAGAACUUGCUGUUCAAAGACUCCACCUUGGAGCUCGUGCCCAUCGCCACGCAGAACUACGAGGCCUGGCUGGGCCGGGAAUACCUGCGUGCCAUGAAGGGUCUGCUGUGUGACCCCAACCGGCUGCCCCACUACCUGCGCUGGUGCGUGCUGUCGACACCCGAGAUCCAGAAGUGUGGAGACAUGGCCGUGGCCUUCAGCCGGCAGAGACUCAAGCCGGAGAUCCAGUGUGUGUCGGCCGAGUCCCCUGAGCAAUGCAUGGAGCUAAUCCAGGCUGGGCACAUCGACGCUGUGACCCUGAGAGGCGAGGACGUUUACACGGCAGGGAAGGUGUACGGCCUGGUCCCGGCGGCUGGGGAGCUGUAUGCCGAGGACGACAGGAGCAACUCCUACUUUGUGGUGGCUGUGGUGAGGCGGGACAGCUCUCGCUCCUUCACCUGGGACGAGCUUCGAGGCAAGCGUUCCUGCCACCCAGGCCUGGGCAGCCCCGCGGGCUGGGAGGUGCCCAUAGGCUCCCUCAUCCAGCGAGGCUUCAUCCGGCCCAAGGACUGUGACGUCCUCACAGCGGUGAGCCAGUUCUUCAAUGCCAGCUGUGUGCCUGUGAACAACCCUCAGAACUACCCUCCCUCUCUGUGCGCCCUCUGCGUGGGAGACGAGAAGGGCCACAACAAGUGUGUGGGCAGCAGCCAGGAGAGGUACUACGGCUACAGUGGAGCCUUCAGGUGCCUCGUGGAGAAUGCGGGGGAUGUUGCCUUCGUCAAGCACACCACUGUCUUUGAGAACACAAAUGGCCACAAUCCUGAGCCCUGGGCUGCUCACCUCCAGUUGCAAGACUAUGAAUUGCUGUGCCCCAACGGGGCCAGGGCUGAAAUAGGCCAGUUCCAAGCCUGCAGCCUGGCACAGAUGCCAUCCCACGCUGUCAUGGUUCACCCAGAUACCAACAUCUUCACAGUCUACGGACUUCUGGACAAGGCCCAGGACCUGUUUGGAGAUGACCACAACAAGAAUGGGUUCCAAAUGUUUGACUCCUCCAAAUACCACAGCCAAGAUCUGAUUUUCAAAGAUGCUACUGUUCAAGCAGUACCUGUUAGGGAGAAAACCACAUACCUGGACUGGCUAGGCCCUGACUACGUGACGGCUCUGGAGGGAAUGCUGUCUCAGCAGUGUUCAGGAGCAGUGGCCGCGGUGCACCGGGUCCCCCUGCUGGUCCUCCUCCUGCUGGCCCUGGCUGCAGGCCUCCUCCCGCGUGUUCACUGAACGUGGCUGCCCAGGAGGCGCCCCGAGCAGCGAGAGCUACCGAGUCCGACCCGAGAAACCUAGAAAUCGGCUAACCCUGCCGGGGAGCACGGGACGCCAGUGGCAAGGUGAGAGAACUCACACACGCGGCCCUCGGAUAUGUGAUUCUAACCCAAGGAGAACUUUCUGGAAUCAGGAUGAUAACGUUAAGGCUAAGUCUUCCCAACCGGCCGGCGGAGCCCUCAGUACCUGAGGCGACUGGCGAGCAGCCCAGUCACGCCUCCCACGCUACCGGAGCCUGCAGGGAACCUGCACCUCCCACCUGGAACCUCCUGGGCCGGUUGGGGAAGGGAAGGAAAAAAAAAAAAAAAAGCCGGUUGCCAUGGCAACCGUGGAGGUCCUUCCCCCCCCCACCAGCCUCCGCGCCUAGGGAGAUGCCGAGGCCAGAGCCCACCGCCAACCCAUAGGACCUCAGUGUCACACUCCCACCCCGCAGCCCCACUCCUCGGCUCUGAGGACACUUGUCCACCAAGGCUCAGGCCCACGCCCUCUGAGGAGCAGGGUUGCCGAGGCUGCUCAGCCUUUGUCCUUGUUGUCUGUGACAUCAAGCAGCCCAACCCCUCUGGACAGCAGAUUCUGCCAGAAGGCAGAUUCUAUCCUGCUGAACAGCUCCUUUUGCAGGACUUGCCCAACCCUGCUGCCUAGAAUCCCCUGUCCUGUCCUCUUGGCCUAGGUCCCAACAUCAUUUUCCUCCCUGCCUCCCUGUGCCCCUUCCCCCCUAUACCCUACACACACACACACACACACACACACACCCCUUGUCUGUGUGUGAGCCAAGUCCACUCCUUAUCUAAAGAAGCAUGAGCUGGGCCUGAGGACAUGCCACGAGCCAGCGGAUUGGGAACGAGCCCUGUCUUCUUCCCCUACCCCUGCACCUGUGGCAUAUUGUGGAAGGGCGCCUGCGUCCUGCACGCAUGUGAGAGUUGACAGAGCACCUGGGGAAGAGUCUGCACUCCAUCUUGCCGUGUACUCUCCAGAGCCAGAAAAAAAGUUUUCCCAAACUACCAGCUUUCACUCCGAACUUUGUUCCUUUAAAAAUAAUCAAUUAAAAAAGAAAGGGAAGAAACAGGAGCAAGUACCCCUUGUCAGCACACUGGAAGCAGCGUGGGCCCGGAGCUAUUUGUGUCUUGGUCUGUGUGGGGGCCCUCAGGAUGCUGCUGACAGACCAGGUUCCCGGUGACUCUCCCCCACCCGUGGGCGACAGGACAGAUCUGUACAUCUCUCAGCAGUAGGGAAGGCCCUGGCAGCCUCCCAGGCGGAGCCACACAAUCAUGACGAAUCUCUGUCGGUCACCAUGCCUCUUUGGAGACCAAGCCCCUCAAGCUCCCUGGGGCAGAGCCGUCCGCCCAUUCCUCUGCGACCGGGGCACUGAUAUUUUUCUUAAAGAAGACUUUUCCGGUGAGAAGUGUACUAUUCUCUGUGGGCGGUCAUGCUGCCCUGAGUGUGAUGUCUUAGGCCGUGUGCCUUUCAGGUGUGACUUUCCAAGAGUGUUGUGUGAAUGACGUCUGAUUGCCAGGGGCCACUGCUGUGUCAGUGCUAAAGAAAGACAUUGGUUUCUUUUUAAAUAAAGCCGAACACCCCUGCGGGUGCAGAGGCGUGGAUUGUGUUGGGGACUGUCUGCCACUGACUCGACUCGUUUUCUUCGUUGCUCAGAAACCUACCUGCUUCAGGCCACUGCCCUGCCUCACCCAAGAUGGCAAAUUUCAUUUCGAGCCCCGUUGGCUGAGACCGCUCUGCGCUCCAGCCCUCUCACCCUCCGUUUGCUUCCCCAUCUGGACCGGUUCUCCGGCCCCCGCCAUGCCUCAGCUAUCCCCAGCCCUGGCUCAUGGCAGCUGCCACCACCCCCUCAGCCUCUUGGGUGUCCGCUUCUCUGGGGACUGGAUGCAGAGGAGGAUGAGAAUAUACCGGCUGCCCCUGCCCUGGGUCCCCAGAAUAAGCUGCCCACACCUUUUCUCUUGCUGUUAACUCAUUGGGGCGGGGAGAGGCCCACCGUCCUUGAAGAGGGCCGGAAGUGCCCAUUGUUCUGACUGAACAGAUCGGCCUUCCAGCUUCUUUCUCUCUCACUGCUAUGGCCCUUUACUGAAUUCCCCUCAGCAAGAGGCUGAGGCAGAGGUAAUACUGCCAGACUCUGUCUCAAAACAACCAAGGCCAGGAAAAGUCAGUCUUCACAGAGUUGAUGGCAGCCUGAACUGCAGGACAGAGGAACAGAGUCUCCCUCAUUUCUUCUUUCCCAGCAGCCUUUGGGGUAGCUGCUCCAAGCACAGCAGGUGUUUUCCAUCUAGGAGCCCUUGCACAUCAGGGGCUCUUACACUCUGGAGCCUGUCAGUAGCAUAACCUGGAGGCCUUGUCAGAAACAAGCCACUGCACCCUGUCUGUGUCCCACAGAUCUGAGAAUCUGUAUUUGAGAAGUUGUGUUUCUGGCAAAUCCCCAGCUGAUACUGACACUGUAGAGCAAUCUUCCUGACUCUGAAGAACAUGGCUAGAGGCAACAUGAGUUUACAUUCAUCAUCGAGGCCAUUUAGCUGGUAACUGUCCCAGCAAGGUCCAGGGCUUCGGUCGGGAAGUGGGGGGAGGCGUCAAAGGCCCUCCUGUAGGAAGCUGAGUCCUACCUGAGAAAGACCUGUGGCUUCUGCAAUGUCCACGUAGGGGGAGGAGAUGUGCUGGAAGAUGCCAUCCCAUAGCUGUGGACUCCAACAGGCUAGCUGCAAGAAAGGAACAGCAUAGAGCCACCCCUCUCCAGCCAGCCACCGUCUCCUCCCUCCAGCCCACACAGUUCUGAGCAGAGCCUAUAGGAAGAAGAGAAGCCAAAGGUCAGAGCACCCCUCCUUCUCCUUAGCUUCCAAAGUCCCCAGAAACCUACAGCUCAAACCUGAUAUUCCCUGCUGUGCCCACCAUUGAGACAUGGGGUCAAAGAGGAGAAAAAGGCCAGUGGCUUGCUGAGCAGAGUGUUCUUAGCCAAGACUCCAAUCCAAGCAACCUCAUCUGCCAACUUCCCUGACCACCUGAUUCCUUCUCUCAUCUUCCUUCUAGCAGAUGCUGAUUAUGUCCAGGGUGGCCAUAUACCCAGCUAAAAUAUCCACUUGGUCAGGCCUGCUGACACAAGCCUGUAAAGCCCAUUUACUCACAAGGGUGGUGUGGGAAGCUUGAAAGUUCAAGGCCUGCCUUUGUUGUAGAUUAGGUUCAAGGCCAGUCUGUACAAUUUAACAAGACCCUGGUUUAAAAUGUAAAAGGAAAAAGAGCUAAAGAGUGUGUGUAACUUUUGGAUAGAACCCUCACUUAGAUGCACAAGGCCCUGAGUUCAUUCCCUGAUCUAGAAACAGAAUUCAGUUAGGAAUGGUCAGGGCUGAGGAUAGAGCUCAGUUGUAGGGCACUUGUCUAGCAUACAUGAGGCCCUAAGUCAGUAUUUCUCCACCUGUGGAUCUCAGACCCUUAGACAAACCUCUGUCUCCAAAAAUAUUGACAUUAUGAUUCACGACAGUAACAAAAUUACAGUUAUAAGUAGCAACAAAAAUAAUUUUAUGGUUAGGGGGGUCACCACAACAUAAGGAACUGUAUUAAAGGGUCACGGCACUAGGAAGGUUGAGAAUGUCUGCUCUAGGUUCUGUUCUCAGUACUCAGUCUUAGCCAAACACACCCUAGGGCUGACCGGACAACUGAGUUCAAGCCAAUGAAAACUGAGUGGAGGUCACAGGAUGUGAGCUUAAGGAAAGUUUUAGUUGUCGUUCAAUAAUUUUAUUUCCUGAGACUAUCAUACAUGAGCACCGCAUCUAAACCAUCCCUGCUCCCACCUCCCACAAGCCCUCUGCCUCCCAAAUUCCUCAUCUGUGCUUUGAUGAUCAUUGUUACGCAUAUGCUUAUAUAUGCACACAUGUGCAUGUAAUCUGUGGAGUCCAUUCAUUGUCAUCCCUAUGGACAUGUAUCCUGGGCUGACCACUUGAGGCUGGACAGCUUCUGAGAGCUCUUUCUUGGAGGAGACUGAUUCUCUCUCCUGGGCCGCCUGUAGCCCUUCCGCUAAGGGACAGAAUGUCCCCUUCCAUGCUGGCAUGUCAGCUGGUGUUAGUAUGCUAGCCUUGUUCUGCAACCAUAUUGUUGAGGGUCCAUGGGUACCACUUCCCUGUCAUAUAUAGAAGACUUUAUCUCACUGAAGAUAGCCUGGGUCAAAACUCUGUUUCCCUCUCUGCACCCCUUUAGCUAGCUAUUAGGAUUUUAGGGUGCUUUACUGCCCCAAGCAGGGUGGGGCCUGUGACUAUGCUGGAGAAAAGCCUUUGCAUUGGUGACCCCAGGCCACCCAAGACAGCCAAGGCCAGUGAUAUGUACCCUAACUUAUGUCCAGGUUCUGUGGGGGCAGAGUCCUCCUCCCUAGAAAUAAAAAGCUUGAGGGAAGAAAGAAAAUGGGGAGAUUGUGAGCAGACGUCUAGGGUGGGAAAGGGAGGCAGACAGCCCCAAACUCCUUCAUGCUCCAGCCUUACCUGGGUGAGUCCUGAAGGUACCUGCAGUUCUAUAGUGGGGAGGAGGCUCCCUGGCCCCAAGAAGAAGAAACAGAAAGGGCUUGUCAAAUGCCUUCUAUGGGACUGUCACCUGCUGACUGGUGGCUCAGAAAAACGUUUCUGUGACCAGCCUGGUUUCCGUCAGCCCGGGACUCUACCCUCUGUGGUGGUCUGAAUAGGCAUGGCCCCCAUAGACUCACAGGUUUGAAUGCUUGGCCACAGGGCGUGGCCUUGUGGAGUGGGUGUGGCCUUGGUGGAGGAAGUGUGUCACUGUGGGGGCGGCCUUUGAGGCCUCCUCUGCUCAAGCUAUGCCCAGUGUGGCACACCGUCUCCUUCUGCUGCCUACAGAUUAAGAUGUAGAACUCUCAGUUCUUCUCCACACCAAAUGCGCAGGCAUGCUUCAGUGCUUCCCACCAUGACGAUAACAGACUAAACCUCUGAACUAUAAGCCAGCCCCAAUUAAAUAUUUGUAUAAGUGCUACCAUGGUCAUGGUGUCUCUUCAUAGCAAUAGAACCCUAGUUAAGAUAGCAUCCUCAGGGGUGCCCUAGGAAACUUAUACAAUACAAUCAUUGUAAGAUUUUUCCCAUCAGGGCCCUGGAACUAUGGGCUGGAUCGAUGGCUCAGUAUCUCAGCAGUUAAGAGCUCUUGCUGCAAAGGACCAGAGUUCAGUUCCCAGCACCCAUGUCAGGUGGCUCACGACUGCCUGUAACUCCAGAUCCAGAGGAAUCCAGUGCCCAGAUCUGGCCUCUGUGGACACCUGCACUCAUGUACUCAUGUAC
This is a messenger RNA of Meriones unguiculatus (Mongolian gerbil), 7633 nucleotides long. RefSeq names its product melanotransferrin (gene Meltf). Gene Ontology annotation, cellular component: early endosome; extracellular region; plasma membrane. NCBI's taxonomy places the organism in Eukaryota, Metazoa, Chordata, Mammalia, Rodentia, Muridae. Bases 111 to 2327 code for a protein of 738 amino acids. The transcript is spliced from 16 exons. The record is from RefSeq and is a predicted model, not a curated record. Gene Ontology annotation, biological process: iron ion transport.